Messenger RNA from Ananas comosus (pineapple), 1007 nucleotides. Its product is annotated as tryptophan synthase alpha chain-like. The transcript is spliced from 9 exons. The record is from RefSeq and is a predicted model, not a curated record. Gene Ontology annotation, cellular component: chloroplast; cytosol. Gene Ontology annotation, molecular function: tryptophan synthase activity. Gene Ontology annotation, biological process: L-tryptophan biosynthetic process. The coding region runs from base 41 to 967 and encodes 308 amino acids. Lineage: Eukaryota; Viridiplantae; Streptophyta; Magnoliopsida; Poales; Bromeliaceae.
GAUCUUCGUACGUAGAAUUAUUUGUACUAGAUUAUUAUCCAUGGCUUUAAGCUCCUUCUCCCUUUCCCAUGCAAAAUACUACACCAAAUCUCUUCCUCACUUGGCCUUAAAACCAACAAUAUUGGCUCAGAGCACAGGCUUUGAUUCAAAGUUUCAUUCGCGGGGUAUUUCGGAGACUUUCUCCGAGCUUAAAAAGCAAGGAAAAGCUGCUUUGAUACCUUAUGUAACUGCUGGAGAUCCGGAUUUGGCCACGACUUCAAAAAUUUUGCAGCUUCUCGAUCGCUGUGGCGCCGAUGUGAUUGAAUUGGGUGUCCCCUUCUUUGAUGCCCCAUUAGAUGGUCCUGUGAUCAAGUAUUUUUCAUGUAACUUUUACAAUAAAGCUCUUUCGAAUGGAAUCACACUGGACGCAAUUCUUUCCAUGCUAAAGGAGGUGGUUCCUCAUUUAUCUUGUCCAAUAGUGCUAUUUUCAUAUCAUACUCCUGUAUUUGAAUAUGGCAUUGAAAGUUCUCUUUCUGCCAUAAAAGAUGCUGGUAUACAUGGCCUUUUGGUCCCAGAUCUUUCCUUUGAUGACAAUGCAAGGUUGAAACAAGCUGCCGCAGAAAAUGAAGUCCAACUGGUACUACUUACUACACCUGUCACUCCGAGGCGUCAAAUGGAAGCCAUUGUUGAUGCUUCCCAAGGUUUCGUGUAUCUUGUGAGCUCUGUCGGAGUAACGGGUGAUCGCGCAACUGUAAAUCCACAAGUAGAGCUUCUUCUAAAGGAAAUAAAAGGGAUUACAGCAAAUCCUGUUGCCGUUGGCUUUGGCAUAUCCAAUCCGGAGCACGUCAAAAAGGUGGCAAGUUGGGGAGCUGAUGGUGUAAUCGUGGGCAGUGCCAUCGUGCGCCUUAUCGGUGAAGGCAAAUCCUCUAAUGAGAUACUAAAGAAUGUGGAGACCUUUGUAAGCUCCUUGAAGGCCGCAUUACCUUAAUUAAUUGUUAGUGAAAAAUAAUAUGUAUACUAGACCCAUG